Jaculus jaculus (lesser Egyptian jerboa) is the source of this 1538-nucleotide messenger RNA. Its product is annotated as 5-azacytidine-induced protein 2-like. The record is from RefSeq and is a predicted model, not a curated record. NCBI's taxonomy places the organism in Eukaryota, Metazoa, Chordata, Mammalia, Rodentia, Dipodidae. Gene Ontology annotation, cellular component: cytoplasm. Gene Ontology annotation, biological process: canonical NF-kappaB signal transduction.
GCUGGGCCCGCAGCGGCGAGCGGCUGCAGCUUUGCAGUCGAGUCCCGCUCGGAGUUCGUGUUUCCUCGGGGCGGGCUCGUCGUGACGGUCCCGGGGCCGUGCUGGAGCGGGCCUUCUGGUCUCGUGGCCCGCGGGGGCCGGGCCGCAGACAUGUGAAGGACCUCGUCCAGGAUCCCCCUCAGAGACCCCUGAGGACCACCAACACUUGGAGCUCAGGUCGGCGGCGGUAGCUGUCAUGGACACACUAGUGGAAGAUGAUAUCUGCAUCCUGAAUCAUGAGAAGGCCCACAGAGGAGACACCCUAACUCCACUCUCAAUAUAUACAGGAGAUGAAUCUGUUGCUUCACAUUUUGCCCUGGUCACUGCCUAUGAAGACAUCAAGAAGCGACUUAAGGAUUCCGAGAAGGAGAACUCAUUCUUAAAGAAAAGAAUAAGGGUUUUGGAAGAAAGGCUUGCAGGAACUCGAUCAGAUGAAGAGACAAGUUCUGUGGGACGAGAACAAGUAAAUAAGGCCUAUCAUGCAUACCGAGAAGUUUGCAUUGACCGGGAUAAUUUGAAGAGUAAGUUGGAUAAAAUGUAUAGUGUGGAACAUGCGUACUGGGAACUGAAGAGAGAGAUGUCCAAUUUACAUCUGGUGACUCAAGUACAAGCUGAACUACUAAAGAAACUGAAAACCCCGGCUGCCGUCAAGAAAGCCUGUGCCUCAGUAGCAUGUGUGGAAGACCUUGGGAAAGACAGCACGAAAUUACACUUGACGAAUUUCACUGCAAUGUACAAAAGGCACCCCCCUUUAUCACCCAAUGGGAAAGCUAUUUGUUAUACUCCAUCUUCCCCUUUACCAGGAGAUAUAAAGGUUUUAUCAGAAAAAGCCAUUCUCCAGUCCUGGACAGAUAAUGAGAGAUCCAUUCCUAAUGAUGGCGCAGACUUUCAGGAACACAACUCUUACGGCAGAAAUUCUCUGGAAGACAAUUCUUGGGUAUUUCCAAGCCCUCCUAAGUCAAGUGACACAGCAUUUGGGGAAGCUAAAAGCAAAACUUUUCCUGUACCCAUCCUGCCGCCCUUGCAUUACUUGGAUCAGCAUAAUCAGAACUGCCUGUACAAGAACUGAUUGACUGAUUGGUGGUUUGAUCAUGCACACUCUGUAACUUCCAACGGUUCUCAGAACCAAAGACAUUCUUUAACAAAUUCCAUGUAGAUUUUCAACAUUCUUCAGAAUGUACAUUUAUUCAAACUAUACAGAUUAUGUCAUUGAUCUUCCAGGAUGACAGGAGUGCCCUUCAGUCCCUUCUAGGAAUCAGAUAUAUGCUAUUAUAUGAACUGUUAAUCUGAAUGUGUUUCUAGACUAUUGUACCUUUAAUUUUAUUACAGAAUUUUUUCUUCUCUGAUAAAGAAUGGAAAUGCAGAUUCUUUUAGACAUAGUUUUAUAAAGUAUGAAAUGCCUAAAUAUCCACUAACCCAAUACAUGUAUGAUUACAUAAAGAAGCAAAUGGAAAUGUGAAAGGUAAAUAUAAUGGAAUAAAAGUAUGUAGGUUGUUAAA